GAAUGUCCCGUGCUAUUAGUGCAGCAGUGGGAUGAGGAAUGUCGCAGCCCUUAGGGCAGCACAGCUGGCACGGGUGGAGGAAAAGCCCGCACUGCCUUUGGGGAGUGUUGAAAGCAGCAAACGCUGGAGCCGCAGUGCUGGGACAGGCCCUAAAAACCAGGGCAGUGAGCUUGGGAAUGAAUAAUUUCCCAAUUUGUUCCAUCUCCAUGCCUGGAUUUGCUGUUUCUAUGGAAACUGAAGAGCCCCGAGUUGUGUGGAUGAUAAAAACACCCCAAAUCCCCACACCAAACCCAAGUCCCCAAGACAUUCUCUCAGCUGUUCAUUUGCCUUCGGUUGGAACUAGUAUUUUUGGCCUAUUGAUAUUCCAUACAAAGGUAUCAGGAAGGAGGACUUGGUCUUUUAUGACAGCCUUUGAGAGCCUUAGUUCAUUGAUGACAUAGAAUAAAAGGCAUUUCCUUCUCUUUUGUGCACAUAUUUGCAUUUUUCAGGACUGGAUCUAACCCAUACAAUAGCUUUUGUGGUACAGUUUAAAAUUAAAUUUCUCCUGGAAUUUAAUAUCUCCAAUCUUAGAGCAUCUGUGACUACUUUUAAAGUAAUGGCUUAGAUAAUUUUGCUCCAAUUUUAAAGGAACUGGAACUCCAGUAAGAAUGAACUCUCUCCCCUUAGAUAAUUAUCUUUUAAUGUUAUUUUUAGUCUGAGUUUUAUUCAUAGAAUAUCAUAUCCAUAAGAUAAUGAAAAUGAAAAUUUUACCAUGACAUAAUUAAGUAAACAUCUCAAUAACAUUUUCCUAACAUGUUGUCAACUCUGUUUCUUAAUGUUUAGAUAAUCAGGCUAAUAACAUAAUUACCUAUGAAAUAACUGAUAAUUAAAUGAAGUGGGCCAUGGAAGCUUAUUAAAAGUUGUUUCUACUUUGAGGAAUUAGUUAGUUUUUUGUUCUUUCAGCAGUUUGAUUUCUUAUGCUGAUAUUCUAACUUCCUAUUUGGAUUAUGUAUAUGAGAUUUAAGUCCUUUCCUCUCUACAAAACAGAAGAUAGAAAAAGAAAGAAAAUAAAGAAAAAAGAGGAAAAAAACCCAAGUCAGAGGCAAACUCUACAUAACAUCACAUAUCAAAUCUUAAGUCGCAUAUCAUAAAACAACAUAUCAUAAUGCAAUCACAUCAUAUAGCAUAACAUUAACAUCAGUUUAGAUCUUGCAAUGGUUUAUUUCACUGUAAUGAACAAAGAUAUAAUUCCCCUACAGAAGUGAAACAGCCUAGGGAAAAUACAGUUUUAUUCUCUAUUCUUUGGAGAGAGAGAGAGAGAGAAAUGCUCUUUGCAGCCAUUUGUUGUGUUGGUGUUACUCAUUUUAGAGCCUUUAUGCAUUUUGGUGUUUUUAGUUUUUCUAACAGCUUAGCUGGGAUUUAGUUCCUUCAUGUAGGAAAAGUUAAUUUUUUAUUUACGUAAUUCAAUUUUACACAGGUUUUACAGACUGUGUGCAACUUUGAUCGGCUAGUAAUAUUUUUGCUUCUUAUUGGUUAAAAGGUGUUUUGUGUGUACAUGCUAAAACUCUUUCUUAUUUAGAUGUUUACAUACCUUUUUUAUUGAUUCUGAUGGGACAGAUCUCUUGUUUCUCAUAGGUGAAACCAGAAUAAUUUGCUGUGUUAACUGGCUUUUCCUUCCUAAGGUUGUUUUUGCAUGGAAAUUUAGAAGUUGCUAUUUGGAGUAGCAGGUCUUAAACCAUAUUAUAUAAAAACUUUCUUUUAUAAUAUCUCUAUCUGUCUGCAACAUUUUUACUCAUUUUUGUGCUGCGUUUAGUGGUGACUCAUUUGAGUGUUGUUACUCGUUUUAGUGCCUGGUCUCUCAGAUUGCACUCAUUUCUGACUCGUGCUUUGAGGCGGACAAAUUCAAAGCGUCAAACGCAUUCCAAGGAUUUCGCUUAGAAAGUGAAACCUGGCUUCCAGGGAAAUGAUUAAAGAGUUGUUUAAAGCUUUAAUUAAUUGAACCGCCCGGGCCGGGGCCGCUCCCUCGCGCCGCUCCUGGUGCUGUCAGCGUGCCCGGCCCGGGCUCCGGAGGCGCUGCCAGCCCUGAGGGGAGCGGCUGGCCCUUGUGUCUCGUCCCUUGUUCCUUCUUUCUCGUCCCUUGUUCCUUCUUUCUCGUCCCUUGUCUCUUGUUUCUCUCCCCUUUUCGCUCGUUUCUCGCCCCUUGUCCCUUUUCCCUUGUCCCCACCGUCGCGGCCUCUCCAGGCCCGGGCCCGCCCCGGGCUCGCGUGAAGGGGAAGCCGCGAGGCCGGGGGUCCCUCCUGGACGCCGUGGUGCCCUCAGGCUCUGGGAGCAUCGGGAAGGGCUAAACCUCCUCGGAUAUCGAAUUUAGGCUGGCCCGGGACUCCCCGCCAUCCCCCCGCCGUCUCCAGCUCCUCUGAGGGGUUGUGCCAGGAGCGCCCUUGCAGGCGAACCAGCUGCAGGUUUUACACGUUUUUAUUUAAACACGCUGCCAGCAUGAGCGCUCAGCAAACACCGCGUGCUUUCCUUGAGGCAGCCAUGGCGUGCAACUCGAAAAAGGCAGAUAAGAAUAGAAAUAAAAGCAAAAAGAUGGAGAAUGAAGCUUCAGAAAAUCCUCAGUUGUCUGACAAAACAGAUUUGGCUCCUUCUGACGACUUGCAGUCCCUUUCCAAGACUGAAUCAUUGGAAAAGGUUUUAAAUGAGGUGAACAAAGAAAUGAAUAACUUGUUAACAAAAUAUGCUGAUGUUAUAAGUGCAAGAACAACAUUGGAUUCUUCUUAUGUCCAGGAACUUGAUGAGAUCUUAAACGAAGCCAGGGCCACAGAGAACCACUUAAAGCAGAAAAGAGAGAAACUGAAACAGAGAUUCGCUCUCAUUGCCAAUACUUUGUAAAGCUAAAUGGAGUUACAGAAGUGCAGAGCCAAAGUCGUGUUUGUGCAUGAAAACAAACUGUGAAGAGUGUUGUGAUGUCUGUUUCUUGUAUAAAUAUUUCUGUCAGUUCAGGAAACUGCCAACAAGUUUAGCAGCUACUUACUGUUUAAAUACAUAGUGUAGUGGUGGUUAAUAAAAACAACUCUGAAUAUCUGUUUUAAAUCCUGUAACUCAAGGGACUAUGACAUUAAGCCGUGUAAACCCAUUAAACAUAGCAAAAAAACAUUUCUGUGAAACACAGAUAUUUAUGAUGUAAGUGGAAAAUGACCUCAGAGUAUUUCAUGUUAACCACUUCCUGGUUAUGUUUUGGUUUUUUUCUUCCUUGCUACUUUAAAAAAUGUUUUUUGAUAACAUCUUAGUAGAAUAUACUUGCAAUGUUAUUUUCGUUUGGCCUCAGAAUGAAAACAGGUUGAAAAGAUCAGUUUAGAAAUAAGAGAAUUCUAUAAAGAACUUUGAGACAUUUAAUUUCAAAUGCAUUGUAGUACUGGCACAUGUGUUACUUUUCAAGGCCAUGUUGAUAUAAAACGUAAUCAAAGCUUUGCUGUUGAUGCCAAUAAAUAAAUAGAUAAUGUCAACAUGAUCUGGAAGUACAAUGUUAUUUUGUUACUGGGCUACAUGAGUUGUUUGCUGAUCCUCAGUUUUUCUGAGAACACUGAGCCCUUUUCCUUUCUUGUCAUCCGACUCUGUUAAAAAUAAAAAAAGAUGAAGCAUGAAAUGUACAAAGGAUCACUUGUACAAAGCGUGGGGCUCGUAAUAAAGUGCUGGAACAAGA
Parus major (Great Tit) is the source of this 3679-nucleotide messenger RNA. RefSeq names its product testis expressed 12 (gene TEX12). The transcript has 4 exons. Lineage: Eukaryota; Metazoa; Chordata; Aves; Passeriformes; Paridae. The record is from RefSeq and is a predicted model, not a curated record. The coding region runs from base 2473 to 2868 and encodes 131 amino acids.